AUGCUGUUUUCUCGCAACGUUCUUGCAGUCUCGCUGCUUUUGACAGGCUCUGCUGUUGCUGACGAUGCGCGAUCGAGAGCUCAAGAUGCGCUGAAGACCCUCCAGACCUGGUAUAACCCCCAAAGCGGUAUCUGGGAUACCUGCGGCUGGUGGGAUGGGGCUAGCUGUAUGACUACUGUCGCAGAUUUGGCUGCUCUAGAUCCCUCUGUGAUGGAUACAGCGACUUAUGUCUUCAACAACACAUUCAACGUGGGACCGGUGUCGAAUCCAGCGCCCGGUCCGGAGAAGAAGACCGUCUUCACUCGCGAUAGCCAGGGUUCUGACGGUGUCAAUGUCACGCAGUGGCUCGAUCAAGCAUACGAUGAUGAUGGAUGGUGGGCUCUGGCAUGGAUUGCUGCCUAUGAUGUCACGAAGGAGCAGACCUAUUUGGAGCUAGCCGAGGGAAUUUUCGAGAGCUUGGCCGCAGCCUGGGGCACCAACUGUGGUGGUGGUGGUAUCCCAUGGAACCCCACAAGCACCUACGUCAACUCAAUUACGAACGAGGUAUUCCUCUCCGUCGCAGCACACCUAGCCAACCGAGUCCCAGACCAAAAAGAAUAUUACGUGCGCUGGGCGCAAAAGGAAUGGGACUGGUUCAGGGCCCAGGGUUUCAUCGGCGAGAACGGUACCAUCAACGAUGGUCUAUUGGAGAACUGCCAAAACAACGGAGCUACAGUAUGGUCCUACAACCAAGGGGUUGUUCUCGGCGGCUUAGUUGAGCUGAACAGAGCUGCACCAAACAAUACGCUCCUGCCAGCUGCCAACAGAAUUGCCAAAGCAGCCAUCAAAACCCUGGCGGACUCAAACAUGGUCAUCCACGAAUUCUGCGAGCCACAGUGUCUCCCCGAUGGAACCCAAUUCAAGGGGAUAUUCAUUCGCAACUUGCAAAUGUUGCACAAAGCGUCUCCGGAUGAGACUUACAAAAAGGUUAUCCUAAACAGCGCGAAUAGCAUCUGGCAGAAUGAUCGCGACGAAAAGGGUGGACUCGGUGUCAACUGGGCUGGUCCCAUCCAAGCGACAGUGGACGCAUCAACACAUAGCUCGGCACUCGAUGCUCUGGUUGCCGCCAUCUCUCUUAAUCUUGUUUAG
This is a messenger RNA of Penicillium nucicola, 1128 nucleotides long. Its product is annotated as putative glycosyl hydrolase. The transcript has 3 exons. The record is from RefSeq and is a predicted model, not a curated record. Bases 1 to 1128 code for a protein of 375 amino acids. Gene Ontology annotation, biological process: carbohydrate metabolic process. Lineage: Eukaryota; Fungi; Ascomycota; Eurotiomycetes; Eurotiales; Aspergillaceae.